Messenger RNA from Frankliniella occidentalis (western flower thrips), 919 nucleotides. RefSeq names its product gonadal protein gdl (gene gdl). Bases 128 to 697 code for a protein of 189 amino acids. NCBI's taxonomy places the organism in Eukaryota, Metazoa, Arthropoda, Insecta, Thysanoptera, Thripidae. The transcript is spliced from 4 exons. The record is from RefSeq and is a predicted model, not a curated record.
GUGCGGUGAAUACGAGCUGACCGCGUUAUGCGCAGCAUUUGUAUACAAUCAAAGUACUAGGUUAGGUUCCUCUGUUAAUUGUCAACUGUCAAAUAUCAAUUCCGAUUUCCAAUGUCUCCUUCGUAAAAUGGUUGUUGCUCUUCCAACCGCAAUGGAAAUGGUUGAAGAAGUGACGCCUGACGACACGGAACUUGCAAAGGAAGUGCAAGUACGGUAUGAAUUUUACCUCGGUCAGCUGAAAGCUAUGCUUGCAGAUAUACCGAGGAAGUACCAGAAAAAGAUCUCAAUAGAAUUGUGCUCCAACCUCGCCCACUGUUUGACUAAUAGUAUUAAUUUUGAAAUUGUGAAAGGAUUAAUGGAUAUACAGCAUGUCACAGAAAAAUAUCUCAUUCAUUUAAGGCAGAAAGUUACAGAUAAGCAGCUGUCCGAAACAGCAAAAGCCUUAGAAGGUGUUCCUCCCUCUGAGCAUGAAAGUAUUCGUUCUUCUAUGGCUGGUAAGCAUCGCAAACAACUUAUUGAUGUCGAUAUGAAAUUAGUUAAACAACUAGAUCAAAAGGUUGCUGAACAGCAAGAAACUCUUGAAAAGGCAGGUUUUCCAGGUUUUUAUGUCACUAUGAGUAGCGCAGAGAUAAAAGUACAAAUUUUCUUAUUAGACUUCAUCCUACGACUUAGCAAAAUGGAAAUUCCUGAUUCUUGAUGAAUGGUAAUUUUUUUUAGGUUUCCUUAAACUUGCUCUAUCCAGUAAGAGGAAUUCAAACUGAAGUUUUACUUCAAUUUUAAUAUCUCUUCCUGGACAGAGCUGUUAUUUCCUUAAACUACAUGUAGUUGUACAUAGAUGAGAUGAAAAUCAUGUUUUAUUUUUGGUAUCCUAAUCAAUGUAAAUAGCGUACAUUUGUAAUAAAUUAUUCAUUAUAACAUU